Molecule: messenger RNA, 1452 nt
Organism: Eleginops maclovinus (Patagonian blennie)
Lineage: Eukaryota; Metazoa; Chordata; Actinopteri; Perciformes; Eleginopidae
Exons: 6
Coding region: 250-1173 (307 amino acids)
Biological process (GO): proteolysis
Molecular function (GO): serine-type endopeptidase activity
Source: RefSeq, a predicted model, not a curated record
GUUGGUGAUCGAGGCGUUCACUCGGAAUUGGUUGUUGCAGCGGAAUUUAAGCCUGGCACCGUUAAGGGAUUUAUCGACGGAAAAACGGACGGAAAUGUAACUUUUUAAAAGAUCUUUUCUGUUCCAGUUUUAAGCCUCAGCAGAGAAAGAAGUGGGAAGUUGAACGUAACGUUAUCCAGAGGAUAAAAGUUGUUUUCGUCCGAGCUAGUCGGUUCUGCUCCGUUAUUUCCUGUAGUGAAAUCUGACAAAAUGUCGCCUAAAUCACAGUUUCGUGCCAUUUUUCUGUGCGUAACAGGUAUUUUGGCUUCCUACGCCCAAGAAUGUGGACGACCCCCGAUAGUGGAGAACAGGAUUGUGGGAGGAAUGGACGUCAUAGAUGGUGCUUGGCCGUGGCAGGUGGAUAUACAGUUCGAGAAUAGUCAUAUCUGUGGAGGCUCCAUCAUCUCACAGUACUGGGUCCUAUCAGCUGCUCACUGUUUCCCCAAUCCCUCAGACUUAAGUGGUUACAUCAUCUACGUUGGCCGGUACCAGCUGAACGCAUUGAACCAGCACGAGUCAACGCACCGUGUGAACCGGCUGGUGAUCCCAUCCGGGUACACCGAGCCUUACAACGGGAAGGACCUGGUGUUGAUGGAGCUCACAAGCCCGGUAACCUGGUCAGAUUACGUCCAGCCCAUCUGCUUGCCCAACUCUGGCACGCUGUUCCCAGAAGGCAUGCGGUGCUUUGUCACCGGUUGGGGAAAUAUCCGGGAUAAUGUCCCUCUGCCAGGAGUCGGGACUCUGCAGGAAGUGGAGGUGCCAAUCAUUUCCCAGAGUUCAUGUCAGGAGAUGUACGAGACGCACCCGACGGAGCAGGUGGACAUCCUGUAUGACAUGAUCUGUGCUGGAUACGAGACGGGCGGCAAGGACUCCUGCCAGGGCGAUUCAGGAGGGCCCCUUGUCUGCAAGAUGGUUAAUGGGACCUGGGUGCAGGCUGGGGUGGUGAGUUUCGGACUAGGCUGCGCUCAAGAAAACCAGCCAGGUGUUUACGCGAGACUCACCAGUUACUCCAGCUUCAUCAGUGACACGGUGCCAGGGAUCCGCCUGUAUGGCCGAGCUACUCCGAUCUGGUGUGGGAGGGCGGCCAUGCUGGUCAGCUGUCUGUCCUUUCUACUGAUCUGGCUUCAGAGGUAGAACACUUUAUCAACUGGAUGUCCGGCCAAAUGAAGGAGAACACUAAUAAUAUGUCAGAUGUCCAAGAUUAUCGAGAAUGGUAGAACUAGAAAACUACCUGACGUGCAUAUCAAGCCAUAUUAAACAAGAAAUGUAAUUUAAUCUUAAUUUUUUUUUUAAAUAUGACUGCAUUACGAGCUUUGAUUAAAAGUAGUUUUGAUAAGUUUGUAUUUGAAAUCAAGAGCUUAAUAAAUUGUGUGUUCUGUAUUUGAAAUAAAUUGUUAAUUUGAUUCUUAAAAA